AUGUCGUGGGCCGCCACGGCGGGGCGGAAACUCCAAGGCGAGCUCAAGCGCUGCCGCGAGGAGAGCGCUGCUGCUGCCUCCGCUGCCGCCGCCGCCGCCGCCGCUGCCGCUACUGCUGCUGCUGCAGGCGUUCGGACGCAGAUGAUGGCAGACGAAGGCGUGACUGCCGCGACGCAACGUUUUCUUCCAGGGGGGCGCUUCGAGGCGAACAGAGACGACCAUGUCGAUUCCGCGUGGACCCGGAGUGUCAAACCCCGGGUCGAUGCUGCAAGCAACGCGCAAGCCUUCCCCGCAUCCAUAGCGUCCGCAAGCCGAGUUCUUCCGCCACCGUCCGGCGCCCUCCCCAACGCCUCCGCUGCCGCCGCCGCUGCAAGCGCGGACCUAGACCUCGCCGUUCGCCUAUUCCCAUCGAUCCGGGCGUUCUUGGGUGCGGGUUCCAGGACCGUUCUUGCCGGGCCGGAAUCCGCGGCCGACACGGUGGUUGCAGGGUCGUCGUCGUCGGUGGCUGCGGCAGCGGCGGCAGCUGCUGCGUCCAUGGCGUCUGCUCCCUCCGCGUUCUUCGCGGAUCCUCGUGAGGCGCGCGUCCCGUCCUCGCCGUCCUCAUCCCCGCUGCAAGCAGCUGCCGCGGAUGCGACAGUCGCAUCUGCCUCCCGCGCCGCAUUCGCGCAGGCGCAGCGACCUCCCGCGCAACUUGCAGCAUCUCCAUUCCCCGCCUCCUCCGCCAUCCUCCGCCACCUCCUUUGUUCCCACUCGCAAUCCUCCGUCGCGCUCUCGUCCUCCGCCCAUGGUCGCGCAACCCUCGCUGCCGCCGCCUCCGCGUCGGCCUCCCCGUACGCGGCCGCCGCGGCGAGCAGCAGACCCGGAGUCCCGGGGCCUGUCGCGUCGCCAUGCGCGUCGUCAGCGUCGCCGUCGUUGGCGCCGACGUCCUUCUCGCUGUCGCACUCGGUCGCGUCCGCGGGAUUAACAGGCCCAGCGCGCAGUGGCGCGCAGGGGAAGAAAUGGGGUUACUCCGCGAGCGGGGAGGUGGACAGGGAGGAGGCGUGCAUGGCGCAGUGUGUCCCGGGGGAACGGGCGUCUGGGUGGAACAUGCAGGAGCAAGUAGUGCCCAGGAGCACACUCGCGCGCUCCAGACUCGCUCAUUCACCUAUGGAUCGCGCCACUGCUGCUGCUGGUGGAUUCACAGUAGGAGCCGGUGCUGCUGCGGGCGUCACCAACAACACUGCUGCUGCCACUGCGGCUGGUGGUGGUGCUGCGGGUGCUCCUUGUCCUAGAGCCGCUGCUCUGGCAUCUGUCCUUAGGACUCGGCUGCCUGGUUACUCCCCAUCUCCCGUGCCAUUUGCGUCAACGCUUGCUUAUUCUCCCGCGGCACCUGCUGCUCUCGCCGGUGGUUCUCGCUUCGCUUCGGCACCCUCUGCCAUCCCUGCUGCUGCUGCUGCUGCACCUGGAGCCAUGGCGUCAGCGCAGGAGGGAGCGGAGCGCAAGGCGAUGCGCAUGCUCACGCCAAGCAACCCAGCUGCAGGUGGGGUGAUGGCGGAGAGGAGCAAGGAGGAAGGUGUGUUCGGCUGGAUGUACGGAGGCGGUGCUGGGCCAGAGCACCUGCAGGCUCUGCUGGGGUCCAUGGCACGGAGAGUGAGCGAGGAGCAAGGGCACGGGGUGGAAGCGAAGGAUGAGUCCUUAACGGGGAUCAUUCUGCCAGAUUCUGGAGUGGUUUCACCUGAUACGGAUGCUCCUGGAGGAGGAGGUGGAGCAGCAGCAGAAUAUGGAGCAGCAGCAGUGGCAUCAGUUGCUGCAGGAGCGGCAGCAUCGGUGGGAGCAGGGAAGAGUACCGGUGUGACUGGGGAAGGGCAGGGCGACUCCGAUGUGCUUCUUGAUGCGAUGCUGGAUGGGCUCUGCGACCUUCUGGUUCCUGAUUGGCAACCGUCUGCCUCUGCUGCUCUCCCUCCCGUUGCCGGAUCCGAUGCUGCUGCUGCAUAUACCCCUGCCGCCGCACCUGCGGAGACUGCAGCGGCUGCUGGUGGUACGGCAGGGGUUGUGGCGCCGUCUGAGGUGCCGGCGGAUCAGGAGCAGCUGCAGUUUGUGGCAGCUCUCUUCGAGCAGCACCAGCAAGGGCAGGAGCCGCAGGAAGAGGUGCUGGCAGUGGCAUGGGAGCAUGGGAUGCAGAAGGAGCGCGAGUGGAUGCCGAGUGCAGAAGCAUUCAAGCACACAUUUGUGGAUCCCUCAGAUCCCAGUCCCUUAUUCUCCUCGAAUCGCCACCCGAACACCAUGACUGUGAAGCGAAGGAACGGAGGUCGCAACAAGCACGGGCGCGGGCACGUGAAGCCCAUCCGCUGCUCCAACUGCGCCAAGUGCUGCCCCAAGGACAAGGCGGUGAAGCGGUUCCUAGUGAGGAACAUUGUGGAGCAGGCAGCAGUCAGGGACGUGCAGGAGGCAUGCGUCUAUGAUGGAUACGCGCUGCCGAAGCUGUACGCGAAGGUGCAGUACUGCAUCUCGUGCGCCAUCCACUCGCACGUUGUCAGGGUGCGCUCGCGCCAGGCCAGGCGCAUCCGCGAGCCGCCCAAGAGGCCCGGGCGUAAGAUGGACGACCGUGGCAAGCCUGGUGCCCCUGGCGCGCCUGGUGCUCGCCCGGGUGCCCCCGGUGCCCCUGGGACCAGCAUGGCGCAAAGCGCGACGCUCGCGCGCGUGGCACUUUCUCCCGCCGCGCAAUCGCCGCUGCCGGGGCCCGCGGGGCUUCCACCCCACCUUCCUAACCUCCUCCCCCUUGCUCCCUUCCGCCUUCUCCCAUUCCCCAUUUCCCCUUCCUCCCCGCCGCCCUCCCGUUCCCUCCCGUUCCCCCGUUCCCCCUUCUUCCUCUCCCGUUCCCCGCGCUCCCCCCAGUCAAUCCGCGUGCCGCUCUCCCCCGCCCCGCGCGCCCCAGUGCGGCAGCUGCUGCUCUCCCCGUCCGGGCGCUCCCUCGCGCUGCUCUCACCCUCCGCCCUCGCCGUUGCGGACGUCUCCUCCGCUGCUGCGCGCCUGCGCACACAGGCGGGCAAGGCGGGACUGGGGGGAGAAAUUCGCGCUGAUGAUGCUGAUGCUGUUCCAUGUGUGCGGGUGGCGGACUUCCAGGGGGAGGCGGUGCACGUGGUGCAGGCGGCAUGGCACCCCCUCAGUGACGCGCACAUCGCCCUCCUCACCUCCGACAACGUCUUCAGGCUGUACGACAUCUCAGCAGCCGCCCACUCUGCAGCCACCGCCCCACAGCAGCGCGCAUCAGCCACGGCAGCAGUGGAGCAGGAGUACGUGCUGCAGCCCGCCACGUCAGCUGCCACGUCAGCUGGUGCAGCGGCAGGCGCAGGGAGUGCGGGGGCGGGGUCGCCCGGUGCGUGCGUGGGGUUUGCCUUUGGCGGUGACCACAUCUGGGAGCGCUUCUCUGUCUUCUUCUGCUUUCAGGACGGAUCCAUAUACGCGCUCUGCCCUCUGCUUCCCUUCAACUCGUGGGUGUCUGCGAAAGCCAUUGCAGAGCUAAGGGCGGACGCGGACUGCUGCUCCCUCUCCGCCCCUGCGCGCACACACGCGCUCCUCGCCUCCUCCUGGCUCUCCCACUCCUUCCCACAACCCCGAACCCCUCCACACCGUGCACACUUGCAACACUCCUCCCCCUCCCCGGAUGCCGCUGCUGGCUCUCGGCUGAUGAUGCUGGGGGCGGGGCAGGAGAGGGAGCAUGCAGGGGAGGGUGGGGGUGAAGGACCUGGGCUCGUGAAAUCUGCUCGCUACGCCAUUGGGAGCUCAUCACUUGUACUGCAGGUUGGUGGGGGCCCCUUUCCCACCAUAACCGGAGACGACCCAUCCCUCCUCCGCCUCUUCCCCCCCUCCAUCUCCCCCGUCGCUCCCCUGCUGCGUGGCGCUAACAGUGGUGGGGCAGGACAGCGUGCUGCUGGUGGGGGAGAGGGGCGGGACACUGCCCGCGCGCCCUCCCUUCUCAUUGUGCUGCUGGUGGGGGAGAGGGGCGGCACAGUGCGCGUGCUGGUCAUGGCGGACGAGGUGCACCCCAUGUGGGACACUGCCCGCGCGCCCUCUCUUGUCUUCUCUUCCCGUCACGCCACGCUGCAAUCGGUUGCCAUGACCGCCCGCUCACAACCGCUGCCCGUGCCGUCCCCGGGUGCUGCUGGUGCUGCUGGUGCUGGUGAUAGUGCAGGGGAGGGAGGGACAGACGGUGCUGUGGUGUGGGCGGGCCGUCCUCCCCCGCUGCUGCUCUUCGGCCGUGUCGACCUCUCACUGCCCUCUUCCCCACACCCCUCCGCAUCCAAAGCACCUCCACCAUCGUCCAAAUCACACCCGUCCAAAUCACGGCUCUCAGCAGCAGCAGCUGGAGGAGCAGGAGCAGGAGCAGGAGCAGGACAACGCUCAUCGCCGUUGCAUCUGCCGCGCAUUGACCUGCAUGUGGAUGCGCGCGUGCCUGACUUUGUGCUGUGUGCGCAUGCAUGGGGCGUGGAUGCCGUGCUGCUGCGCUGGCUGCCCUUCUCAGACCACCACGACGCUCUCUCCGCCCGCCACAAGGCCCUCCCCUCUGUUGAAGUCUACAGCAUCUACUCUUCCUCUUCCUCCUCCUCCUCUUCUUCUUCCACCUCUGCCUCCUCGUUGUCGUCCUCUUCCCACUUCUCCUCUUCCCGUCCCUCCUCUUCUCUUCCCUCCUCCUCCGCCUCUUCGCCUCCUGCUGCUUCUCCUGCCACACCUGCUGCUGGUGUUCCCUGUAUCGGCCUAGCAGUGCUAUCACGCAGCAGUAGGGGGCACACCGGAGCAGCAGAGAGGGGCGGGGGUGGGGAGGAGCGAGUGGUGGUGACAGUGGACGCACGAGGGGGGUGUGCUGUGCUGAGAGUGCGGCGGCCGGGGAUAGCCCUGGUGGAAGGAGUGGAUGGAGCUGGGGAGGAGGAGGAGGAAGGCGAGGGGAGGAGUGUGGAGGAAGAGGAGGAGAUGGCAGGGCGGGGAGUGAGUGAGAGGGUGCUGCGAGGUCCCACUACCUCUGCCUCGCAGGUGCUACAGCAGGUGCCAGCAGCGGUGCGCAAGGCACAAGCAUCAUCCAUGGAGGGAAAGGCCAUGCUGCACUCGUGUGCCAAGGCGCUGCAUGCAUCUCAUGUCGCCUACGCUCAUGCCGCGUAUGUGGAGGUGCGGGCGCACGAGCAGUGGGUGCAGCAGCAGGUGGAGCAGCAGAGGGCGCGGGCAGAGCGGCUGCAGCGCAUAGCAGAGGUGGAGGGGGACGUGUGUACGGGGCUGGCAGCACGCGUCCAGGAGCGCCUGCGCAUCAACCAGCGCCUCAUGCACCGCGUUGAGAAGGCCCGCGCCAGGGCUGGGUGGGGCCGGCACACGCUCUCUGUCGCUGAGCGCCAGCUCAAAGGGGAAUUGGACGCGUUGCAGCAUCACGAGCUGCCGCUGCUGCUAGACUCUGCCGCCCACCUGCAGUCGCGCUGGGAGCACAUAGCUGAAGCGGACAGCAGCACCAGCAGCAGCACGAGCAGCGACAAGCAAAGCCCUGCUAAACCCGAUCCGUACAGCAAUGGCCGCGAACCCUCGGAUGGAGCCACUGCUGCUGGUGCUGCUGCAACUGGCACCGCUGCUGUCCCUGGUACUGCUGCUGCUAAGGUUGCUGUGUCUCCGCAGCGGCGAGGCCUGGACGGGCAUCAGGCAGUGAGGGUGCGGCGGGCGCUGGGGCAGCUGAGUGACACGGUGCAGCAGCUGGCGGACAUGGUGCGGGAGGUGGAUGCGGAGCUGCUUAGACUAGACAUGCAAGGGCUGCACUGCAACGGUGGUGCCCUGAGUGACAUGGUGCAGCAGCUGGCGGACAUGGUGCGGGAGGUGGAUGCGGAGCUGCUUAGACUCGACAUGCAAGGGCUGCACUGCACUGGUGGUGCUGUGUGA
This is a messenger RNA of Closterium sp. Naga37s-1, 5889 nucleotides long. The record is from the annotation of a GenBank genome assembly. Lineage: Eukaryota; Viridiplantae; Streptophyta; Zygnematophyceae; Desmidiales; Closteriaceae.